UCAGACGAGCAAAAACAACUCUUUUUCCAUUGGAUCAGUCAUAAAAAAAAGUGGAAAUGCAAUGAGCAGCUUAGUUGCUUGGUUUUUAGCAGCGAAAGGAAUACUCACCAAAGGCUUGUGAACAUUUCUGGAUAAAGCACUGGCUGGCUUAUUCAUCUUCGUAUGGUCAAUCGUGUUUCUGCAGGACCAAAGGAGCAGAUUGGUUAGUGAAGAAUGCUGUCAGAAGGGUACCUCAGUGGACUUGCCUACCGGAAUGACAUCCCCUGGAGUUGUGCGUCUUAUAAUGAGAACGUGGCUGAGGAAAAGGAAGAAGAGACUAACUCUGCUGCUCUUUGCUAUUCCUCUGUGGAUGAAACACAAGUCGGAAGUCUCUACCUGAGCUGCAAAUCCUCCAGCAAGUUCAUUUCUUCAGUGCAUACAAGAGAGAGUCAACACAGUAGAAAUCAGAGAAUCACAGUGCUACAGACAAAUCCCAAUCCUGUGUUUGAAAGCCCAAACGUGGCUGCAGUUGAAAUAUGUAGACACCCCAGCAGAGAGACCUUCUUGGUUCCACCUUCCUGUAAAAGUAUUUGCAAGAAUUACAAUGACUUACACAUUGCAGGGGGCCAGGUGAUGGCUGUUAAUUCAGUGACCACAGAUUUUCUCUGCGAGAGUAGUUUUGAGUACGGCCCUUUGCUGAAAUCAUCUGAGAUUCCUUUGCCAAUGGAGGAUUCCAUUUCUACUCCGCCCAGUGACUUUCCCCAAAAACCUAUCCAGCGGCAUUCAUCCUACUGGAGAAUAACCAGCAUCAAGGAGAAAAACAGCUUGCAAAUGCAGAAGCCUAUUUCUAAUGCUGUGCUGAAUGAGUAUCUGGAACAGAAGGUGGUGGAGUUAUAUAAACAGUACAUUAUGGACACCGUGUUUCAUGACAGUUCCCCUACCCAGAUUCUGGCAUCUGAACUUAUCAUGACAAGUGUGGACCAAAUUAGCCUCCAAGUGUCGAGAGAGAAGAAUCUGGAGACCUCAAAAGCCAGGGAUAUAGUCAUUAACCGCCUAUUACAGUUGGUGUCCACUGAAAUCAGUACUCCUAGUCUCCAUAUUUCACAGUAUAGCAAUGUGAAUCCAUAAUGGAGAGGAUGUUUCCAUUCCUCUUUGUUACUCUCACAGCUAAAACAACACUUCAUUCAGUUAUUCUGAGAAUGUGGAGGAGGGGUUUGGGAAGGAGUCAAGAGCUAGAGAAGUAAACAUUGGCUGGAGGUCAGGUGUGCAUUAAGAGGAAAUCUCAUAAUAUUACACAUGAGGAAGGAAUGUGGGAAGAGGGGCUAUAAAGAGUGCUUUCAAAGCCAGGGUUGUAUAGCAACAAAGCAAAAAAGAAAAAUGAUAAAAAAAGCAAAGGUAGGAUUCAUUUCAAGGAGUACAGAAAUCGAAAAAGAAGACAUGCCAAAGAAGAACACACAUCAUGGCAAAAGUAAAAGGCCAAAAGUUUCAGAGUAAAGAGUUAAGAAUGUUUGUUACUCACAAAGUCCCCCAAGUUGUUUUUUCUUGAGGGAAAUAAACUGUAGAAGGCUGCUAUAUUUGGGUAGAGAGACAGGUUCAAACAGUUUCAAAAUAUGUUUUUUCUCUCUUUUCUAUUCUGUAUCAGUAGAUCACUUAAAAUUAUGUUCUCUAUAAACAUGAAAACAGUAGCAAAUUGCAAUUGUGUUUUUAUUAUCAAAUGGAAUGGUUACUUAGAUAUAGCCACACAACAGCCACUCAAAUCUCCUAAUUCUGUUUUCUAGUGGAGAUGAAAUUUCCUAAAUGGAAAAUAUCACAUAGUGAAUAUUAAACUAUUUUGAUUUUGCUAUGUAUGAUUUUCUUGGUGAUACACAGUUAGGAAUCUUAUUUUUUCUCAUAUUCUUCUCUUCUUUUUCUCCAUGCUCUCUCGACUCUUCUGGAACCAGGAAGGGGUCUUAUGUAUCCUAAAGACAAGGUUGCAAAGUCUAGGGUCUGAUGAUAUCAAAUUAUGUAAAUUCAUGUACCAAAAUGGUGGCUUUGUGAGUGCUGCCCUGCUCUACCUCCUUCCUCUAGAUCAGGGAUUGGCAAACUGUGGUCAUUGCUCAACUCUAGCCUGACACCUGUUUUUUUUUUUUUUUAGAUGUAAUUGACACAUAACAUUAUAUUAGCUUCAGGUGUACAACAUGAUUUAAGAUUUGUAUAUAUUACAAAAUGAUCACCACAGUAAAUCUAGUUACAUCAUUUUUAAGCUCCCAUGAGCUAAGACAUUUUUAAACCAUGUAAAAAAUGAAAAAAAAAUCAAAAUAAUAUUUUGUGACAUGAAUAAAUUGUGAUAUUCAAAUUCAGUGCCCAUAAACAAGGCUGUAUUCGAAUACAGCCACACCCAUUCAGUUAUGUAUUGUCUAUGGCUGCUUUCACCCUAGGAUGGCAGAGCUGAAUAAACGUGACAGAGAACAGAUGGCCCACCAAAACCCUAAAACACUAUCGGCCUUUUACAGAAGAAGUUUGCCCAAACUGCACCACAGCAGUGCCUUGCCCAUAUAAUGCUUGCUUUGCUUAAUUCAGCUUCUCUGGGGGAAGCUAACUCUGAGAUGGAGACUGGUGAACAAGUUUAUUUGGGGGUGUUGGGAACAACCUCUGUGAUGGAGUGAGGAAAGCAGAAGAGGUUUCCACAGAGGCCUCAGGCCACCUGAGAGGGCUCUGGAGUUGGGUGGGCCUUCAAAAUAGAUCCAAGGCUUUUGGUUCUUCAGCUUGACAGGAAGGGAACGUAACCUUAGCUGAGGCAAUUCAGUGGAGGGCAAAAUUCCCAAAGUGGGAAUCCAGUGUGAGCCUUCAGCAGUCAAACUCUGGUAGCUGCUGGGGGAAUGAGUUCCUCAUCCAGAAGGAGGGAUCUGUGGAGAAAAACAGCAUCCUCUACAUUUCUCAGUAUUUGUAUCUGUAGAGUGAAUGAUUUUUUUUUUAAACAACAUAUGAUAUUGUAUAAGGAAACCGGUUAAAUAAUUAUUCAGAAAUGUUAAUCACUGUUUAAAAUAUAUCAUAAUAAUAGCUGCUAUGUAUUAAUUACCUGCUAUGUAUUAAUUACUUACUAUGUGUCUGGCACCAGGUAAAGAAUUUUGUAUGGAUUAUCUAUAUAAUUCUCAAAAGAACCUUAUGAGAGAAAGUUCCUAUUUUUUUUUUUUAAACAGAGGAGCCAGCUUGGCUCAGGGAAGUUAAGUAAUUUGUCCAGAGGCACACAUUUAGGGGUGGAACUUGUGGAACUGGAUUUAAAUCUUGUUCCAUUUAACUUGAAAAUCCUGGUUCUUAACCACUAUCACCUCCUCUCGUGUUGACCACUAUGUUUGCCUCAUUAAAUACUGGUUUUCUACUCCAAGGGAAAAGAACUCAAUCUCUUUACCAUUCUGUUACUUCAUGUUUUCUUUAUAGUGUUUUGCUUGAUAAUGUUUAUUUGCAUAUCUCCCCCCUCCAGAAUAUAAGCUUUGAUUUAUUCAUUUGUUUCUCCAUGUCCCAAACAACACUUGCACAUAGUAGACACCCAAUCAAUAUAUGUCAAAUGAAUAAAUAAGUUUUGGUUGUGAGGGGUCCUGCAUCUGGUGGUCAAAGCAAAAUGCUAUAAUAUGAAAAGCAGAAAAUUUUGACUAGAAAAAUGUACUAUUGAGAGUUCCUCCUCAAGGAGAAAAUUGACUGAAUAAAUGAGCUUAAUUUCUUAUAGCAAGUUAGUAAAUAGUAUUAAUAAAAUGCAUUAUAAUAAAAUAUUAUCGUGGAUAUUUUUCCUUUUGCUUACUUACUAAGAAAUAAUUGGUUACAAAGUAGAGACAUACCUCAGAGAUAUUGCAGGUUCAAUCCCAGACCAUCACAAUAAAGUAAAUUAUAAUCUUUUGGUUGGUGGAGGGUCUUGCCUUCAAUUUGUAAAAAAUAUAUCUGUAAAGCACAAUAAAGUGAAAUUCGAUAAAAUGAG
Messenger RNA from Myotis daubentonii (Daubenton's bat), 3928 nucleotides. RefSeq names its product TLR adaptor interacting with endolysosomal SLC15A4 (gene TASL). Lineage: Eukaryota; Metazoa; Chordata; Mammalia; Chiroptera; Vespertilionidae. Gene Ontology annotation, biological process: regulation of toll-like receptor signaling pathway. The record is from RefSeq and is a predicted model, not a curated record.